AUGAAGUUUGCUAAAACUCUUGAACGUACUUUGGCCGAAGAACAAAUGCCUGAAGAAUGGGUAGAAGCAGCUAUUCAAUAUAAAGCAUUAAAGAAAUGUAUCAAUAAAGUAGUUAAUGAAUUGAAUUUCUUAGGAUUAGAAAGAAAAACCCUAAAAUUAUUAGUUAAAGAUCAUGAUGAUAACAUUGUUGAAUUAACUGCCAAAGAAACCAAUCCUUCCAAUCCAAUAAUUGCAGAAUAUAUCCUAACGAAAUCAAAUGAUGAUCCUGAAUGUCGAGUUAAACCUAUGUUGAAAAUCGUAUUAGAUUAUUCUAAUGAAAAUUAUAGUGAUGUUCGGAUUUCUGAAAUGGGUUUAAAGAUAAAACAAAAAAUUGAAGGAAUCUUAGAUGAUGAAGAUUUAUUUGAUAAUAGUCAUAUUGAUAAAGAAUCUAUAUUUGAUGGACAUUUUCUGAAUAAGGAAGAAACGGAUAGGAUUAUUGAACUUACUGAAGAUAAUGGGGGCAUAGUUGCUCGUAGUCGAGAAGGAUCUAAAUCUCCUCCUGGAUCUCCACCCUUAAAUCUGAUUGAUCAAGAGAUUGGAAACAUUGAUUCUGAAGUAUUGACACCCUUGGAAACGCCUCGUCCUUCCAGAAAGCAUGAGAUUUGUAUUAUGUUAAAUUCAGAUUCGAAAUUUUUUAGAAUGCUAGAUGAAGAAUUAAGAAAUCUUGAUAGAUUACGACAAAAUGAAGAAGCUAAAAUUAUUAAUGAAGUUCAAGAAAUUGCCAAAUUUGUCAACUCCGCCAGAAAUAAUCAAGCUGAAUUAUACAAAUGGAGAGAACUUUUCAGAAUAUAUAUUGAUUCAGAAGUGUAUUUCAAAUAUAAUCAAAUGUCAAUGCCUGCCUCGCAACGAAAUGGUGAACAAAUCAAAAAGAAUCUUGAUCAUUUUAUAGAAAAUGUGGAGAAAUCUGGAGUAUUAACACAUUUAAAACGAAAGCAAACCGUGGCAGUAUUUAAUAAAUUUGUGGAAAUGAAUUAUCAUUUAUGGAAAGUUCUUGAAUUCCAAUCAAUUAAUAAUGAAGCAUUUAGAAAAAUUCUUAAAAAAUUUGAUAAACAAACUUCAUUAGGUAUAAAACAUACAUUCCCAAAAUUGAUAUCUAAUGAUCAUAUAUUCAUGACUGGAACUUCAUUAGCGCAAUCUAUUUGUUAUAUAAUUCAAAAUCAAGUAUUAGACGUCAUCCCCCAACUAGACGAUUAUUCCUGUCCAAUUUGUAUGAGUAUAGCCUAUAAGCCAAUCAGAUUAGUAUGUGGACAUCUAUUUUGUGUGCGAUGUUUAGUAAAACUGAAACAACAGAAUAAAACAAAUUGUCCAAUUUGUCGACGUCCUGAUGCUAUAUUAGAAGCUGAUUCUUCUAAUUUGGAUGAAGAAUCUAUGGAAUUAAUGAAGAAAUAUUUCCCGAAAGAAGUGAAAGAAAAACUUAAAGAAAGAGAUAGAGAAAGAUAUAAUGAAUUAAAGAAUAAUUCACAUGGUGAAAAAUGUGUAGUUAUGUAG
Hemisphaericaspora subhashii is the source of this 1527-nucleotide messenger RNA. It is a transcript of the gene TRY3, whose product is annotated as Try3p. The transcript has a single exon. The record is from RefSeq and is a predicted model, not a curated record. The coding region runs from base 1 to 1527 and encodes 508 amino acids. NCBI's taxonomy places the organism in Eukaryota, Fungi, Ascomycota, Pichiomycetes, Serinales, Debaryomycetaceae.